Hyaena hyaena (striped hyena) is the source of this 2721-nucleotide messenger RNA. RefSeq names its product sulfite oxidase (gene SUOX). The transcript has 4 exons. The record is from RefSeq and is a predicted model, not a curated record. The coding region runs from base 485 to 2221 and encodes 578 amino acids. Gene Ontology annotation, molecular function: heme binding; molybdenum ion binding; oxidoreductase activity. NCBI's taxonomy places the organism in Eukaryota, Metazoa, Chordata, Mammalia, Carnivora, Hyaenidae. Gene Ontology annotation, cellular component: mitochondrion.
UUUGAACCACCAUAAAUCUGUUCUUAUUCUUGGAUAUAAGAGAAUUGAGCGCUUGACCUUGUUUUCACUGAAAAACAAACCGGGCUGUUGUAGUUGCAACACAGAUGUUUGUCAAAAACAGGGUAGAGGCGGAGCUCACCGCCGGGAGUAAGCUGGCUGGAUUCCCAGGCCUUCUCAGUGAACGCACCUUGUGUCUCAGCUUUAUGGGUGGGGCGGGGCAUCUCAAAACCUCCCACCUCGCAGCCCAACCUUUGGAGUCCUGGUCACCUUCCACUGCCCGGCUCCGGACAACAGUGAGGGUCCCAUUCGUUGUCGAGCAGGGUUUGGAAACAAAAAACAGCCAGUCUUAGCUCCGAGCCCUCGUGGCACCGCCUGCCUCGACCUCCAGGAGGCGGGCACAGCAGCUUGCAGGCGGCCCAAGGCCAGCCAAUGGCUGGGGGAUGAGCCGAGAGGAGAGAGUGCUCCUUCACUCGGGCCCAACGUCAUGAUGCUGGCUCCGCCCCUUCGCCAGCCGUCUCCCAGAGCUGGGCGGGUAAGCCAGCCACUCAGCGGACGCCGAAGCCGAACCCGAACCCGGUCUGUCACAAUGCUGCUGCACAGGGUUGUGAUUGCCCAUCUCCGACAGGCUUGCAGACGCAAGUCAACCCCCUCAAGGCUCUGCAUUCGGGCCUGCUCUACAGAUGAUUCACUUCAGCCCCAGUGCCCCAGCCUUGCCUUCUCUGGUGAUAACUCCAGCACUGGGGGAUGGAAAGUCAUGGGGACUCUGCUAGGCCUCGGCGCAGUGUUGGCCUAUCAUGACCACCGGUGCAAGGCUGCCCAGGAGUCACCACACAUAUACACAAGAGAGGAAGUGAGAUCUCACAGCAGCCCUGAGACUAGGAUCUGGGUGACUCUGGGCUGUGAGGUGUUUGAUGUUACAGAAUUUGUGGACCUACACCCUGGGGGGCCAUCAAAGCUGAUGCUAGCAGCAGGGGGUCCUCUAGAGCCCUUCUGGGCCCUCUAUGCUGUUCAUAACCAGCCCCAUGUGCGUGAGCUGCUGGCUCAGUACAAGAUCGGGGAGCUGAGCCCUGAAGACGAGGUGCCUUCCACCUUGAAGACCUCUGACCCCUACAGUGAUGAUCCUGUACGUCACCCAGCCCUGAAGGUCAACAGCCAGCGCCCCUUUAAUGCAGAGCCCCCCCCUGAACUGCUGACAGAAAACUAUAUCACACCUAACCCUAUCUUCUUCACCCGGAACCAUCUGCCUGUACCUAACCUGGACCCAGAAACCUAUCGUCUGCAUGUAGUAGGGCCACCUGGGGGUCAGUCACUGUGCCUUUCCCUGGAUGACUUGUACAAGUUCCCCAAGCAUGAGAUCACAGUCACUCUGCAGUGUGCCGGCAACCGGCGCUCUGAGAUGACUCAGUUCAAAGAAGUGAGAGGUCUGGAGUGGAAUACAGGGGCCAUUAGCACUGCACGCUGGGCUGGGGCACGCCUCUGUGAUGUGUUAGCUAAGGCUGGUCACCAACCCUGUGAAACUGAGGCCCACGUCUGCUUUGAGGGACUGGACUCAGACCCCACAGGGACUGCCUACGGAGCAUCCAUCCCUCUGGCUCGGGCCAUGGAUCCUGAAGCUGAGGUCCUGCUGGCAUAUGAGAUGAAUGGGCAGCCUCUGCCUCGUGACCAUGGCUUCCCUGUGCGUGUGGUGGUUCCUGGUGUGGUGGGUGCCCGCCAUGUCAAAUGGCUGGGCAAAGUGAGUGUGGAACCAGAGGAAAGUUACAGCCACUGGCAGCGGCGGGAUUAUAAAGGCUUCUCUCCAUCUGUGGACUGGGAUACAGUAGAUUUUGACUCAGCUCCAUCUAUUCAGGAACUUCCUGUCCAAUCAGCCAUCACAGAGCCCAGGGAUGGGGAGACUGUACAAUCAGGGGAGGUGACUAUCAAGGGCUAUGCAUGGAGUGGUGGUGGGAGGGCUGUGGUCAGGGUGGAUGUGUCUCUGGAUGGGGGCCUCACCUGGCAUGUGGCUGAGCUGGAUGGAGAGGAACAGCGUCCUCGAAAGGCCUGGGCCUGGCGACUAUGGCAGCUGCAAGCCCCUGUGCCGGCUGGAAGAAAGGAAUUGAACAUUGUUUGUAAGGCUGUAGAUGACAGCUACAAUGUGCAGCCAGACACCGUGGCCCCAAUCUGGAACCUGCGAGGUGUGCUCAGCAAUGCCUGGCACCGUGUCCACGUCCAUGUUGCCCCCUGAGAUGGUGAAAUGGAAUUACCCGCUCCCCAGGAUCAUCUUCUCAACUCCUUUCCACACACAUCAUUUUCCCUCGUUACCACAGAAAAACCUUUUCUUCCAUCUCCACUUCUUGGAUCACAACCCUAUACUAUGCCUUCCUAAAUCACACACAAAUAUGGACAUUGCACAUUUCCAUCCAGGCUCCAGCUCUCCUUUGACACUAUGUUACAUAUCCCUGUUAUCCCAGGAGAGUGGUUGGAGCAGGAGGUAGAAGUGGGGAAAUUCUGUAAACAAGCACUCUUCUCUUCCUACCCCACCUCCACUUCUAGUGUCUAUCACCACUUUAUUUUGCUUUUCUUCUUGGGAGUCUUCAAAGACUGUGUGUGGAUAUUUGUACAAAAAGUGUAUUUGCAACUUUCUACCGACCUUCUGGUUGCCAGGGGUUGUGAGAGGUGCAAUCCUGCCCCUUUAUAGUUCCACUUUUCUAAAUACAUCAAUAAAGUGUCUGUUUAAGACUACAA